AUGCUUUCGCAGCUUAACCGCAACAAGGAUACAGCCAAAUCCUUUAUUCGGCGGCCAGGGGUUACAUUUGGGGAUGAGACAGCCAUUUCGGUACCCUCUGGCCAGCCUCCGCCGCUGCGUCGACCGACGCUGAUUCGUCGUCCCACAAUGAGCCGGCCAGAGCGCGGGCAUCAGCGCACACCUCUGCUAAAUCCUGACGGCGAGCCGGACGAUCCGUUUUCCGAGCAUCGUCCUCCGCCGUGGUACCGGUUGUGGUGGCAUUAUCUGGCAAUCGUUUGCACAUUUUGGGCCCCUCCCCCCGUGCUUUCCCUCUUGGGUUUUCACAAUACCGAAGUCCGUCAAGCAUGGCGUGAGAAGGUCACACUGGUGCUUUUUGCUUUGGCACUGGGUGCUGUUAUUGCCUUCAUUACAGUUGGGUUACAGCGCACACUCUGCCCUGAUGAUGUUCGCGAAGUGUUUGUAAAUGUCAAGCGGGCUCAGGCAAUGGUGGGUAUCCAAGGUAUUGCAUACAAUGCCGACCAAGCAAAGUUUCAGCAGCCAGAUAUAUACCCAGCGCUGUCGGCGCAGCCAGGCUUGGACAUAACACCGCUUCUCGACAGUAGCAGACGUCAGUACGACCAGUGUGCGGGACUUUCUGGUCGUUACUCACAAUGGCAAGGGUGUGUUGACGUGAACGGAAAGCGCGCCGAAUGUAUUGCAUCCCUGAACAAUCAAACAGUCCAGCGCCUGUCACUGACCCCCAAGCACAAAGACAUUGGGUAUGACUGGGAGGAUGUGGUGAGGAGUAAGGGCCAGCUGCUCACGAUUGAUGGAUACGUACUAAAUAUGAACGCGUAUAUGGCCUACAAUCCUCAACCUAUUCAGGGCGAUGUCGUCGAUGCUACAAUCCGGCAGCACUUCAGCCAAGCGCAUGUCCAAAGCCCGGAUGCUACGCGUGCUUUUGCUGAUACGAGAGAAGGCACAGAUGCGAUUCCGUGCCUAAAACAACGGUACAUGGCUGGGCGUGUCAACUACAAGACAGCGGGCUGCUUUGUCGCUGAGCUGGUUCUUUAUGUAUCGCUAACUGUCAUUCUUGGCUUAGUGCUGGCGCGUACCCUGAUGGCCAUUUGGUAUGCAUGGGUCGGUUCCAAUCGCAUGGCCAGCACACCGCCCGUGCCGGGUAAGAUGUCGGCUGUUGGCUCUAAGCGUCCGCGUCCCAUCUCACAUCUUAUCAUGCCAGCCGAUGCUGCACCGAACAAUGCCGAUGGGAUGGCUCCCUGGGCUGCCAAGAGGGUCCGAGCGUCUCGUCUUAUUGUACCCGAAAAGUUGGAGGAUUCCAUGUCCGGUCUUCCCUCCUCUAUGACAGCCGAAGAUAUUGGCAAUGAGCCCUACGUUAUCUGUCUGGUGACGUGUUAUUCGGAAGGAAUGGGUGGCAUCUCUGCAACUCUAUCCUCUCUGAGUGCUACAGAAUAUCCAGCCAGCCGCAAGCUCAUCUUUGUCGUGGCUGAUGGUAUGGUUACAGGAGCUGGAGAGACGAUGAGCACUCCUGAUAUUUGUGUCAGUCUUCUUAGUCCGGACCCUCGUUUCGGCACGCCUAUGCCGAUGAGUUACCGCUCUGUGGCUUCGGGACGCAAAGCGCAUAACAAGGCACUUGUUUAUGCGGGCCACUACUUGCACCCAUCGGGUGGGGAGGCUGUACCUAUGAUUGUGGUGGCCAAGUGUGGCCUACCGGAAGAUGUGAACGAUAAAAAGCCGGGCAACAGGGGUAAGCGCGACUCGCAGAUGAUCCUGCUCAACUUUUUGCAGCGUGUGACCUACAACGAUUUGAUGACACCAUUGGACUACGAUCUCUUCCGCAAGUGUCACGCGCUUAUGGGUGUUACUCCAGACUUUUUCGAGUUGUGUCUCAUGGUGGAUGCCGACACGAAGGUGCACCCUCCGUCGAUGCGCAGUCUAUGCAAUGCUAUGCUGAACGAUCACCGCAUCAUGGGCGCCUGCGGCGAGACUCGAAUCGAGAACAAGGCAGAGAGCUGGGUGACGGCGAUCCAGGUGUUUGAGUAUUUCAUCUCACACCACCAGGUCAAAGCGUUCGAGGCGGUCUUUGGUGGUGUCACAUGUUUGCCGGGCUGUUUCAGUAUGUAUCGUAUCAAGGCUCGCAAGCCUGGGUUUCAAGACUGGAUUCCUGUGCUUGUUAAACCGGAGAUUACACGGGAGUACAGUCAAUCCACUGUGACGACACUGCACCAGAAGAACCUGCUGCUUUUGGGUGAAGAUCGUUUCCUCAGUACGCUUAUGUUGCGUACCUUUCCCCAUCGCCGCAUGGUCUUUGUUUCCCAAGCCGUGUGCCAUACGGAGGUACCUACCAAGUUCUGGACGCUUCUCUCGCAGCGGCGACGCUGGAUCAACUCGACGGUCCAUAACCUUAUGGAGCUUAUGCUCGUACGUGAUCUGUGCGGUACCUUUUGCUUCUCGAUGCAAUUUGUGGUGUUCAUGGAUUUGAUCGGCACACUUGUACUUCCUGUUGCCAUCAGUCUCACGUACUAUUUGAUUGUGUCCUCGAUCGUCAACCCCCCACACGACUUUACUUCCGCUAUACCGCUGAUCAUGCUUAUCUGUGUCUUAUUCCUACCCGGUGUGGUCAUUACGGUUAUUCGAUUCCGUCCCCAGAUGGUCAUUUGGCUCAUUAUUUAUCUCAUCUUCCUACCUGUAUGGAACUUGAUUCUCCCUGCGUAUUCAUUCUGGCACUUUGACGAUUUUACAUGGGGUGCCACCCGCAAAGUCGAGGGCGAGACGCGAGGAGAAAGUCACGGUAUCGACGAAGAAGGAUAUAAUGCUUCUCUGCAUGUGCCGAUGCGUCUGUGGUCAGAGUGGGAGCGCUCGCGAAUUCGCAAGCAAGGACGCGAUGCCCGGCGGCGCGAGGAAAUGACGCAGCAAUUUGGCUCGACCUUCUAUAACGACACGGAGACUUCCUCCGUGCCGGAGCGGCUGCAGCCGAUAGUACCCGGUAAGACCCCUGUCGUUGAGCGCUCAGCCUCUGGCGAUGAGGAUCGCUGGGGAGACCAAAUUGGAGCGUAUGACGAGAACGAACCUGUGCCCAAUCUCAUACAUGCGGGGCGCCCGGUCUCGGCGCUCAUGCCAGUGCGCCUGGUGGAAGAAGGCGACAUGGAGAACAUGCUCCAGGAUGGCUGGGACGAUGACGAGGAUGACAAGUAUCUGCGCCCCAACGUGCGUGGACCAUUUAUCAGCGUCCCAAAUCACUCAAAUGUUUCACUGAACGACGAUGACAAUCCUUUGGGGCAGUCACGCACCUCGGUUGACAUGGGCACGCUGCUACCCAACGAUGCUUCGCCUGUCCGAGUCCUUGGCGAUGGCCUGCCGGCGACAUCCUCUGCAAUUGGAGACGGUCAUGCGUCUCAUGCUCGCAACCGCUCGAUAGGACAUCGUGUGGAACGCCCGUACGACUCUCAUUAA
Molecule: messenger RNA, 3450 nt
Organism: Malassezia sympodialis ATCC 42132
Lineage: Eukaryota; Fungi; Basidiomycota; Malasseziomycetes; Malasseziales; Malasseziaceae
Biological process (GO): chitin biosynthetic process
Cellular component (GO): cell septum; cell periphery
Molecular function (GO): chitin synthase activity
Source: RefSeq, a predicted model, not a curated record